Scophthalmus maximus (turbot) is the source of this 1323-nucleotide messenger RNA. RefSeq names its product cysteine-rich PDZ-binding protein (gene cript). Lineage: Eukaryota; Metazoa; Chordata; Actinopteri; Pleuronectiformes; Scophthalmidae. Gene Ontology annotation, biological process: cytoplasmic microtubule organization. The transcript is spliced from 5 exons. The record is from RefSeq and is a predicted model, not a curated record. Gene Ontology annotation, cellular component: dendrite. Bases 146 to 451 code for a protein of 101 amino acids. Gene Ontology annotation, molecular function: PDZ domain binding; microtubule binding.
UCAAACCGCUGCGAUUGUGAGCGAGAGGAAAAAAACGACCGGAAGUUUACAAACAUCCACCACGCAAUCUAACGUUUAGCUAACACUUUUGUCUUAUUUUGAUCGACCGUCAGUAAACUUCUGUUACCACGAGCCAAGAGAAACGAUGGUUUGUGAAAAGUGCGAGAAGAAGCUUGGUAAGGUCAUCACCCCUGACACCUGGAAGGAUGGAGCGCGGAAUACAACAGAGAGUGGCGGGCGUAGGCUUAAUGAAAACAAGAUGCUGACGUCAAAGAAGGCCAGGUUCGACCCUUACAGCAAGACCGGCUUCGCCACCUGCAGGAUCUGCAAGAGCUCAGUUCAUCAGUCUGGAUCACACUACUGCCAGGGCUGUGCAUACAAGAAAGGGAUCUGUGCAAUGUGUGGAAAGAAGGUGUUGGACACCAAGAAUUACAAACAGACAUCUGUGUGACAGCGCGACGACGAGAUAACAAUUCUACAAGUGAAGAACAGACGUGAGGAUGAGACAGAGGUUGUACAUAUGUCAUCUUUUGGUGGUUUUCCAUAAAUCCCCAUCAUGGGCGGCUGUAACUUUCCUGUUAAUCUCCCUGCCUCAGUGAAAUAUUUGAAGGUGGCUUUUUCCUCUUAUUAUGGAAUAAUUCAUUAUGCUGCUGGAACUAAUACAGUGGCCAUACACAGGGUAAUCUCCAAAUACACCACCAGUUAUCAUGUGUUUCUUGAGCCCAGGCUUCUUCUUUUUUUGUUGUUGUAUAUUGUAAAUUGAAUUCUUUGACUUGGAUUCUUAGCUUUUUUUUAAAUUAUUCAUUUCUCAUGUAAUAUAUUUUGCCUUUUUGAAUGAAUUAAAGAAUCCUGUAGGAUGAUAUCAUUUAAAGGGUAUAAUUUUAGCCGCUUACGCACAAAACCUACCCAUAUUUGUCCUGUAUGCCUGUCAUAAUUGGUUUACCCCUGACAUAAUCCUGUUUAGUAACUGCUUGCUGCACUGUCAGGUGCCCCCCCAGCCCCUCCCUUCCCUUCCACAUGCCGUCAGAGGUUACAGUUGACAGGCCGGUCUGAUGACAGUCUCCUGGUUUGACAUUUAAAGGCCUCGCUCGCCCUCGGGCCUUUUCAACCACGUGUCCAACCUUGUUUUUUUUCGUUUUUUUUGUAAUGUUAUAUUGAUUUAUGCUGCUGUUUCACAGCACAAAACGGCAUCAGGCUUCAGCUAAUUUGCAGGCAAUGUGCUGCUGGUGAUGUUUGAAUGUCGUAAAUGUAAAUGAGUCUGAACUUUAAGCCGCUUUAAAAGAGUAGAACAAAUAAAAAUACACUUAAAAGUGACUAAACUAA